Messenger RNA from Cuculus canorus (common cuckoo), 1842 nucleotides. RefSeq names its product inositol 1,4,5-trisphosphate receptor-interacting protein-like 1. NCBI's taxonomy places the organism in Eukaryota, Metazoa, Chordata, Aves, Cuculiformes, Cuculidae. The transcript has a single exon. Gene Ontology annotation, cellular component: membrane. Bases 268 to 1842 code for a protein of 524 amino acids. The record is from RefSeq and is a predicted model, not a curated record.
GGACAGUGGUGAGUGCGCACGUGCGGGGAAGCUGGGCUGGAGGAGGGCUGGGGCAGAAAGGCGGGUCCCAGGGAGGGUCGGUUCUCCCCCAGCAUCGAGGUCCCAGCCGCUCGCUGGAGCACCUCGGGGAGGGCACGGUGCAAAGGCAUUGCUGCCUCCCAGCUGCGUUGCCCCCACUCCCGUCUGCCCCAAAGCUCCUUCUCGCCUGCCACCAGCUCCCUCCAUCCCAGCCUCUCUGAAACCCUCUUGUCCUUCCUCCUGCAGGCCAUGGCUGCCAUAGCACUCCUCGUCCGUGCCUUGCUGUCCUUCAUCCCGAACCUGCCGAUGGCUGGUGAUGAGCUGGAUGAGGCGACGCGUGAAUUCAUGCAGCAGCGUGCCCUGUACGUGAACGCGGAGAUGACUCGGCUGCUGCAAGACAUAGAGGACAGGAGCGUGGAGCAGAAGACACAGGAGCAGUGUGACUUUGCCUGGGGAGCACUGCUCUCCACUGCCUCAGAGCAGUGGCACUUCUGCGUGAUCGCUGGAGUCCUGGUCCUGCUCUUUGGGCUCUGCUGGGUCCGGUUCAGGAACAGGAGCCGUGAGGCAGAAAGCAGCAGCACUGAGGAAAGGUGCUGCUGCAAGACGGUGAAUGUGGAGGAGGAGCAAGAAUUGGAGCAGGAAGAGGAAGAAAGUGAGGGCGAAAGUGCUGAUGAUGAGCGUGAUCUGGGCUGGACUUUUGAAAGGCGCUUUUUCAGGCGAGUGCAGAAUCCGGCCUACAUUGGCCUGGUGGUGGAGGACCUGGUGGCUGAACUCCUCUGGCUCUUCCAAAAGCGCUUCUGCAAUAGUUUCUUCCCUGUGCUGCAAAGAGCCAUCGGUGUGGGCAGCACCUUUGAAGCUUGGGACCCCUGUGAAGAUAGUGCUGUCUACCAGCUGCUCGUGCCCCUGAAGGCACCUCGUGGACACAGGUUCCAGCUGCAGAUGGGCGCCACAGGGCAGAUGCCAGUAGAAGACCCUCGCAUCUAUGUGGAGCUGGAGUGCACCUGCACGGGGCAGCAGAACAUGCUCUGCUUCCUCCACCAUUCUGAGGAGGAGCUGACAAGAAAUCAGGAUCCCAGCCUCCUACACAUCCUCUGCACAGGCUCCUACCUAGAUGUGCAAAAAACUGCCCUCUGGUUCCAGACCUUUGUGAUGUCAGCCUGGAUGGAUGUGUCUCAUUCCCGCUGCUACAACAUGGAGAUGCUGCCCUCCAGCCGGUCCUGCAAGCUGCAGCUGACGGGUGACUCCAGAAGAACCCUCUUCAUUGAGUUGAUUUUUGGGGUGCAGCAAGGGGACUCGGACAUCUUCCUGAGUAGCCAGGCUGCAGAGGACACCUUCAAUUCAAGCACUACGUGGCCAGUGACCUACGCUGUGGCAGAGGUGAAGUUCUUCAGGCAUAUGGCCAGGAAGGCCUCAGCACGUGCCCACCUCAAAUGCCUUCAGACCUGCGCCUGCAUCCUGACGGGCACAAGCUUUUCCACCUAUGACUUCAAGACAGCUGUGAUGCACCUCCUGACCACAACCCCCCUCUCACGUUGGUGCAGGAAGAACUUCCUACUGCGGCUGCAAGACACCAUGCGAUACAUGCGCUGGUGCCUGGAGGAGAAGCGCCUCAACCACUUCUUCCUUGGCAAUGAGAAUGUGCCCGAGGAGAUAAGCUUGCCGCUAUCCUUCAAAAUGGCCGAGCCACUCAACCUCUUCCAACGCUUUGCACAGGAUCCGGCAGCCUGUGCUGACGCGCUGCGUGAUUUCAUCAAGCUUGAACACCGACUCAUACGACAGCUCAUCCUGGGAUACUGGGAGAGGGCUCCACACACAGAGCUGUGA